Messenger RNA from Danaus plexippus (monarch butterfly), 1005 nucleotides. RefSeq lists its product as uncharacterized. Gene Ontology annotation, molecular function: Toll binding; growth factor activity. Lineage: Eukaryota; Metazoa; Arthropoda; Insecta; Lepidoptera; Nymphalidae. The record is from RefSeq and is a predicted model, not a curated record. Gene Ontology annotation, biological process: central nervous system formation; regulation of Toll signaling pathway; innate immune response. The transcript is spliced from 6 exons. Bases 133 to 777 code for a protein of 214 amino acids. Gene Ontology annotation, cellular component: extracellular region.
UAAAAGCACGAGUGUCUCGUUCAUCGAGUCAGUCUCUAGUCGGUGAUAUAAGGUCAAGGUAGAAGCAAGCCGAGUAACAAUUAAAACAUAACUUGCAAACUUGUGAAGUGGGUGCAGGAAUAAAUAAAUAAAAUGAUAUCCACUGCUCUUGUUUUCUUAGUUGCAAGUCAAUGCUUAGUCCCUGCCUUUGGAGCUGUAACAGGAAAACAAAAAACUGAUACACAUAUCCAGUUCCCGGAAGCUGCUGAGGCAUUGGACGCGCAGAAAAAUCAUAAAGAUGUUCCUAUCUCUUGUAAAGGACAGAAUUAUUGUACAGUGAAAACAGAUGACUAUCCAGAAGAUAAGUUCAAUGAAAUGUUUAAGGGUUAUAACGCUUUCCCUCAACCAAAACUAAUAUGGGAUCCUCUACAAAAUAAACAAGGUAGCGCGGAUGACGAGAACGACUGCGCAAGCGAAAUAUCUUAUGACCCGCUAUAUAAAGUCAAGGAGAGUGGAGAUAAACCUUGGCGUACGGUAGUACAAGCUCCGAAACAUGACUUUGUACAAAAAGUGCGCCUAGAGAAAUGCGUAAAUACGGAUGCCUCGUGUUUCACUAAGUUUUCAACUGACAUCUACACAACCCACUGCAAACAAACGUAUGGCGUGUGGGAAGUCCUUGUUUCAAAAGGCGACAACCAAACAGAGCUUAUCAAAGCUGAAUUGCCUAUUUGCUGCUCCUGUUACUACGCCAAAACACCAUUAAUUUUAUCAAGAAUAGAUAAAAACAAACGUCAGUAGUUCCUUAAAUCGUCAAACCGGAGUACUUACAACCUGAUUUCACUAUUAUUAGCUUGGGCUUUUAGUUAGUGAAUCUUUUAAAUUUUACAAUAGAUUUUAUUAUUUUUCUUUAGAAAAUAAUAAUUGUGAAUAAUCUAUUACAUAAACUAUGUAAAUAAAAUAUUUAUUUUGGUCUUUUAUAUUAAUGACAACUUGCUAUGCAACUUUGAUUAAAUGUUUUAAGAAGCA